UCUUCCCCCCCUCUCUCCUUUUCUAGGUACGCCGAGAUGCCGCGCGUCUACAUCGGGCGCCUGAGCUACCAUGUUCGGGAAAAGGAUAUCCAGCGCUUGUUCAGCGGUUACGGCCGCUUGCUCGAGGUCGAUUUGAAAAACGGCUACGGCUUUGUGGAGUUCGAGGAUUCCCGGGACGCCGAGGACGCCGUUUACGAGCUGAACGGCAAAGACUUGUGCGGGGAGCGGGUGAUUGUCGAGCACGCCCGCGGCCCCCGCCGAGACAGGGACGGCUACAGCUACGGCAGCCGCAGUGGAGGAUAUAGCAGUCGGCGAACAUCAGGAAGAGAUAAAUAUGGACCACCUGUUCGUACAGAAUUCAGAUUAAUUGUCGAAAACCUUUCUAGUCGAUGUAGUUGGCAGGAUUUGAAAGAUUUCAUGAGAAAAGCUGGUGAGGUGACUUACGCGGAUGCUCACAAAGAACGCUCGAAUGAAGGAGUAAUUGAGUUUCGUUCUUACUCUGAUAUGAAGCGUGCUCUAGACAAAUUGGAUGGUACGGAGAUAAAUGGAAGAAAGAUCAGGCUGGUUGAAGACAAGCCACGAUCUAGCCAUAGACGAUCCUAUUCUGGCAGUAGAUCAAGGUCACGUUCUAGAAGGAGAUCACGCAGUAGAAGUCGUAGGAGCAGCCGCAGUAGAUCCCGUAGUGUUUCGAAAAGCAGGUCACGCUCUAAAUCUAGGUCUCGCAGCAAAGAUCAUUCACGUUCCAGAUCUAAAAGUCGCAAGUCUAGAUCAAAGAGCAAAUCUAAGCUGAAAUCUGACCAAGAGUCCCGGUCGCGCAGCAGAUCCAAAGAGAAGUCCGAAAAGUCUCGCAGCAGAUCUAGGUCUGUGUCUCAAUCGCCCAAAGAAAAUGGUAAAGGAGAGGCAAAGUCUAAAUCUAGGUCAAGGAGCAGAUCUCGUUCCAAUUCGCCAUCACAACACCAACCUGCCAAGGCUCGAUCGGAGUCCCCACCGAAGAGAGCUGCAUCACGGUCGCGGUCACGAUCUCAUUCAAAGUCUCGUUCACGUUCACGAUCCAGUUCACGUGAUUAAGACUAGAACUCUCCUCUCCCUUUGCACACAAUUAUGGAACACAUGUAUGCCAGGCCAUGCGUCUUUUUUAUGUUAGUAUUGCAAAAGUUGGUCUGUCUGCUUGCAGGAAAAA
Euleptes europaea (tarantolino) is the source of this 1180-nucleotide messenger RNA. RefSeq names its product serine and arginine rich splicing factor 6 (gene SRSF6). The coding region runs from base 37 to 1068 and encodes 343 amino acids. Gene Ontology annotation, biological process: mRNA splice site recognition; alternative mRNA splicing, via spliceosome. Gene Ontology annotation, cellular component: nucleus; ribonucleoprotein complex; cytoplasm. Gene Ontology annotation, molecular function: mRNA binding. NCBI's taxonomy places the organism in Eukaryota, Metazoa, Chordata, Lepidosauria, Squamata, Sphaerodactylidae. The record is from RefSeq and is a predicted model, not a curated record. The transcript has 6 exons.